AUGGCGGUGAUUGUUGCGUGUCGAGUGUCACGUUGCUUUUAUCGACACUUUUCCCGUCAUCUUUUAGUAAACAGCAUUUUUCGUUCUACAAGUUAUUUACCACAAACUAGAAUAAUCUCAUAUUGUAAAAGAUCUCUUUGCGGUGACGCACGGAAUAAUGCCUCUAAACUGGGCUUGAUUGAACAGAGUUCCAAGUUUCAACUUGUUUUUACGUGCAAAGUAUGCGACACACGAUCAAGGAAGGUUAUCAGUAAACAAGCUUAUACUAAAGGAGUGGUUAUCGUCAAAUGCCCUGGCUGUAACAAUAAUCACUUGAUAGCUGAUAACCUAGGAUGGUUUUUCAAUGACAAAAGGUAAGAGUAAUUUGCAAAACUUGUUCUUUUUUAUAAUUAUCAGCAGAACUGGUGUUUUCAUGGCAUCGUUUUUAACAUUAUUUUUGCUACAACUUUUGACAAUUUUCGGUUGGUAUGUAUAGACAAUUAUAGCAAUGGGCCAAACAAAACUUUCCACUGCAAGACCAAGCAUCACUUAUGUGGCCCAUUCUGUAUCGAAGCCAGAAUACAAGAACUGUAUACAUGGAUUGUAUUACAGAAAAUGAUAGGCUUUAUACUACAUGAGAAAUUUCUGCAAUUUGAUUGGCUUAGAGCAGUGGUAUUUCAGCUUAAUUUGAAUUACCUGCAUGUGAAAAUUACAAACCUUUUGUGGUAGUAGUAUAAACAAAUAAUAGCAUGAUUUGUAGGUGAUAUUUGGUAUGAAUACCACUUGUGAUAUUUCAAAAUUGUCUCAAAUUUCACUCGCCUUAUGGCUUGUACAUGUGAAAUUACAUAUAACAUUUUCGAAAUAUCACUCGUGGUAUUUAUGCGAAACAUCACAUCAUGCUGUUACUAAGUCUUAUACUAAUUGUUUGUGGUGAAGUAUUUCUUUGUGCACUUUGUAAUAUGAUGUCCCAACUUAUCAGAAGAAUCUCCACUCUGUCAAAUGUACAGUACAUGUACAGUAUACAUCAACACAAAAGAUCUCCUCUGAAAAUUAAAUUUGCUGCUGCUGCAUGUGAUCAGUCUUGUUGUAUGGAUGGAACAUCAUCCUGAUACUGAGUCAGACUGCACAUGAUAUAUUGGCAUCAAAGUUACUUCAUGGAUCUUCUGUUAGUCAGGCGUAAUAAUUAUUCACAGGGUUUUAGCAAUCUGUUAUGCUUCAUGUAGUGCAAAAAUUUAUCAAUGAAGUACAUUUUGAUGUCUCAGAAAACACAAAGAUAGGGGUUAUCCUCUCUUAUAACCCUACAAAGUCAUGUUGUUGUGAAAAGUUGUGGAAUUUUUAUAAUCAGUUAUUGAUUUUGCCAGAUAAUGCUUUCAUGUACAUGGAUUAUUUUUGUGAACAGCAUAUUUGGUACUUAAAAAUAUAUCUUCUGAAAAAUAUACAAUGUAGCAGUUUUCCAAAUGGUCAGAAAUUAGAGGAAUUACUUAAAAAACCAAUGUAAUCUGUGCUUGCUCCUUGGUAAGGGAGGAAAACCAACAAAGCUGAGUACUUCAGACAACAGCAGAAUGUGUGAUUUUAUUUUUAAACUACAGUUCACACUGUACAAUAAAACUUGACACUCAAUAAUUGGACAGAAAGUCUGAAUAUCAUGUCCUCUAUGAUAGUUAUGAGUGUAAUAUUGUUCUUCCCAAAAACAAACAGUUGAUAAAAUAAGACUUUUACCAAGGCCCAUUGGUAGCACACAAAAAGCCUCCCAGAAAAUUGGCCAACCCCAUAUAUUUUAAAUUUUGCGUAUCAAAUGAUGGCUUGUCAACAAAGAGGUAGCAUUUACAAUAAACAAUCUAUGGGGUUGGGCAUAUCCCAGACCCUUGAAAACAUUCUCGUGCUACAGUGUACAACCCCAAGUGCCCUGAAAUUCUUAUCAGGCACUUUUUGGAAAAAAAUCAACAGGAAAAGAUUUUAUAAUAUUCACCUUUAUAGGGCUGGUGAAAAGCACACUCUGAAUGUAAUUAUAUUGUUCAACAAGUUAUUGAUUCCUUUUUUGUAAGCUAACAAACUUGAACUGCAGGUAAAAAAUCACUAAUUUGUUUUUUUGUUUUGUUUUUGUUUUUGUUUUUGUUUUUUUCUGUGUACAUGACUUUUGGUGUGUGUGCAGAUUAAAACAUUUCUGAUAAAUUUAGACACAAAAUCAGAAAACUAUUACACCUGCCAGACUCGAUAACAAUAACGUUAAAAUGCUUUAAAAUCUGCAGUGAACAGAUCCUAAAUAAGAGUAUCUUUUUAAAAGCAGGUUAGUUUUGUAAAUAUUCACAUUUCUAGCAUUUUAGUACUGUCGCUUCAUUCUGGUUUUGACUGUCCCAAGAAAUCCAAUUGAACAAUCUCUCUCAGUUAGUUAAAAUGUGUUUUGACUUUUUUUACAUGUAACCAUACACUGUUGACCCUUUUUGCUGUAUGUACAUGUAAAUCAGUUGUACAUGCAUUUAUGAUUAAAUUGCCUAUAACGUCCCCAUUUCACAAAAUACAUUUUCUAUUUAUUUUGUAGGAAUAUUGAGGACAUACUUGCUGAAAAAGGAGAGACAGUGAAGAGGGUUUUAGAUAGUGAUUCCCAGGAGUAUUUUAUUGAAGUUGAAAAGAGCGAUGAAGAUGAACAUGGACAAAUCACCAACAACAAUACAGAAAAUAAGAAAACCUAAAUGUACAUUCUGGAAGCUUAACAAUAAAUCUCUUUAGCUUGUAUGUUUUGUUUUCCCAAUAUAGGUCUCUGGGGAACUUGAUCCAUUGUCCUUUCAGAAAUUAUGCGUAGAUAUGCACGUGAAUAAGACGAAAUUUGAAAGAAUCGGUUCCCUAGAGUAUUAGCACGUGACCUGUAUUGGGGAAACAAAACAUUCAAGCUAAAGAGGUCUAUUAAUAACAUAACUGAUAUUUUUCGGUCAUUUCAUAUUUUUGCCAUUUUCACUUCGUGUGGCCUAGAAUCUUAAGAAUUAGAAACACCGAAAUACUUGUAACAUACCUCAAAUGUGUACAAGCUAACAUAACUUUUCCCAAUGAGCUACAUCCGCGGAUGCAGACGUAGGGCCAAAUAAAAAUGUAGUUUCUCAUUUGCAUACUCGCCAAAACAAGAGCACGCGAAGGUUUUUUGUUAUUAUUAUUCAGACUAUUGACGCUGGGCGAAAUUCUCAGUUAAAACAAAAGCUCUUUUAUUGACCUAUAACGAACAAUUUUAAUUUCGGCGACUCACAUUUUUUCUUCGAAUUCCAACGUGAGCCAAAACACAAAGCACAUGAUCUCAAAACACGUCAAGGUUACACGCGUGUUAUAAACUGUAGUGCUAUAACAUUUCGUGCUUUUGCGAUCACGAUAUCUCACAAGCUCAAGGGGGGAUCAAGCUACAUGUUCGUGUAACAUUUCUUUUGCCAAAAAAAAAAAAUAGGAAAGAAGAAGAAGAAAAGAAAUUAAAAGAAAAGAAAAAAAAAAGGGAAAAAAGCGAUCUAAAAUGAUACGGUAUUUAUGAGGUAAUUGUAUACUUUUUAAUGCGGAAGGCUAAAUAAAUUAUAUAUAAUACCUGAUUACAUCAUGGUAUUAAAAGACCUUUUUACCUAUGUAAUGACGUGCGUAUAAUGUAGGGGCAUGCAACUGAAUUCAGUUAUCCUCGGUAGGAGAGAUUCACCGGAACACAAAACGUUUUCCCUUCGAUUGUAUCGGUAUAUCAAAUUUCGACAGGUUUCAGCCUUAAUAUUGACUAAAUAUUUGAAAACCACGAAGGGCUGGUUUUCAUGCCAUUUACUUGGGUUUAUUAAUUGAAUUCUUAACUGCAAUGAAUUAAGUUUCACCCGUAAAAUAUAAAUAUAUUUACGUGCUCAGUCACAAUGUACAAAUAUUAUUUAGUAAAAUAGAAAAUGACUACUUUGGAUCGAAUUCAGAGACGAACCAAUGGCUUUCAAGAGCUAGUUGACGCGCUGAGAUGGACAAGCUGUGGACAUUUAGCGGAUCUUCUUGUUCCGGGAGGAGAAGGUAGGUGGAGGAUGAGAAAUAUAAUAUAUAUAUACAUAUAAAUAUUGGAAAUAGGAAAAAAAACUACACUUUCAUCCCGACAACCCUGUUUCGUGAUCGCUCACUCUUCAGGAUGAGCGAUCACGAAACAGGCUUGUCGGGAUGAAAGUGUACUUUUUUUUUCCUAUUUCCAAUAUUUAUAUCACGCUCUACUUUAACGUAUGGAGCACUCUAGUACGGAAAAAUCGAAACACAGACUUCCUAUAUAUACACAUAGCACUAAUAUGAACAACUGAAUUAUGCUUAUUUUUUAAAAUAUUAUAUGGUGACUAUAUAGUGAUAUCAUACAGCGAAAAGUAAUGCCAGCCUCCGGUUUUAAUAGUGCAGUUAUAGUAACAUGAAAAAUUCUCAUGAAUUCACUGAAAAUAUUCAGUCUCUUUUUUUUUAUUAAGGUCAAAACGUAUUGCUGCUAUUGGCUAUUGUUUUUGUUUUGUUUUGUUUUUUUGUUUUUUUUUUUGCGCUUUUUGAGUGCUGUAGGUAGAUACUUCAGAGAAAACUGUGAAAUUACAGAAUUUCAAGUUACUAAAUGAAUAAAACUAUCCUUAAUAUGUUGUUCUCUGUUGUUGCCGUUUGUAAAACCUGGUUACAUAAGUCUAAUUCUGAUCUCUUUAAUAUUCCUGGCUACCAUUUUAUCUCCAAUUCAAGAGAACAUAAAUUAGGUGGUGGAGUUGGUCUUUACAUUCAGUCUGAUAUGAAUUUUAAGCCUAGGAUUGAUCUUCAAUCUUCUGACAAUUCCUUGUACGAAUCAGUCUUUGUGGAAAUCAUGCGACCUCAUGUAUUCUCACACUUUAAUCACCUUUUGCCUGCCUCUCUUUCCUCCCUCCUCCACUUUAAUCGUGAUUUUCAUGAUUAUCUAACUCGUUCUCGUUUCAACUUCCUUAAAAUGUCCCUCAGGUAUCAAUUUGCGAUUAGUUGUCAAGCCCCGACUAUUUGGAACGAUAUUCCCUUGACUGUUCGUCACAGCCUUACCACUAGUAAGUUCAAAAAGAAACUAAAACUUCACUUUUUAAGCCUAAAUUUGAACUAGCGCAGGAUUCUCAUAGCUUAUUGUUGGUUUAUUUGUCACUAGUUAUGGACUGUUGUAGGACUGUUAUAGGACUGCAUGCAUGUAAACGUAUUUAAUUUCAGUUUUGUAUCUUGUUUUAGCUUUGUAGUUUAGCCUACAGUCUUCAUUUCUAUAUAAAAUAAUUUCUGUCAUUCUGACCACAGGCCGUAUAAGUCCCCGCUUUUGGCUUUACUGAGUUUGUACUAUAUGAGCGAUGGAAUAAUAAAGUUAAAGUUAAAAAGUUAAAGAUCCUGCAAGGCUAACGGAGACGACGUACGGUAACUACUUAAAAUCGGCAAUUCGAUGCGAUCAGGGUUUAAUCUCUUCUGAUGUGGCUUAAUUUUGUCUGGCUUGAUUUAUCGCAAAACCAAGCUAAGUUGAAACAUUGAAGCAUCUUUACCUGUAAAUCAAAUAUAGAGUCGUUAGGAGAGAAAAAGGCGGUAUUAUAGACACACUUUUAAUAUUUGUGACCGUUCUCAUGCACUUAUUUCCCUUUUUUCAGUCUCUCCAGUCGACCUCAACCUUCAAGUUCAUACCUUUCCCAUGACCGGAAGUUGGAUGUACUGCCCUUUUCCCUUACUCUGGUAAAGUUUCCAGAUUCUUGGGGCUCUGCUGUAAAAACUGCAUGUUCUCAAAGGUGACGGUGUUGGCCCUAAUUGUAUUUAACAGCGUGCCCUUGGAGGAGACAGUGCGCCAGGGUCACGUGGAAUUCAUGACUGAAAUAAAAGGAUCCGAUAGACUAACUAAACACUUGAAUAUGUACACCAAGUAGAAUCGGAAUAGAAUAAUUUAUUUAAUAUCGAAGAUGUGGGAACUGUUUGCACAAUCUUCCGAGCCAUAGGCUCGUGUUAAAGACGUUCGACAAACUAUUAAAAAAUACAAAGC
Messenger RNA from Porites lobata, 5956 nucleotides. Lineage: Eukaryota; Metazoa; Cnidaria; Anthozoa; Scleractinia; Poritidae. The record is from the annotation of a GenBank genome assembly.